CGAACUGCAAAAGGUGUAACUUUUGGACUUAGAAAAUUUUUAAAGAAUCUGCGGAAUUAUUUCACCCGCUGUCAAAUCGGGACUUAGUGUUUUUUAGAAGCUGGCGGUCAGUACUGCCGGAACACUUGGCCAAUCUGGUCCCGGUAGCGGCGGUUUCCCCACGCUCAGCAACCCACCCAAAUCGGCGGUGUCCCGCCCCAGCUCGGCAGGGUCUCUGCUGAACAAAUCGCGGAAAGACUUUUUCGAGCACAAAAUCACACUUCCGGCUGGCGGCGGAUCUACCACGAACAUUGUGCGCAUCGACGGUCGGUAGCAUAGCAAGUGGAGUGCCGUCGUCAAACGGCUCGAGCGCAACUCCAAUGACGAAGAGGAGGAGGAUGGAGAAUUUGACGAUGCCGGAAACGGAAGGAAACCGUCGAAGAAUAUGGCCUCGAAGGUCACGCCCAAGAAUAUCGAGGCGCUUGGGAAGAAGAGUGACAGUUUCGGCGGCGGCGGUGGUUCAAUCUUUUCGCGGCUGGGCGAGAAGAGCAACCGAAAAGAGAAAGCAGAGUGACGAAGCGCCCGCCGGGAUACUGAUAAAGUCCCCGAUAACAACAAUCCACCCGCCAACUCCCUCCCAAAUCCAGAAUGUCAUUCCGGUGAAGAAGAUCCCUGCCAAGGAGGUCACGGCAGGUGACGAACAGUUGCUCUUCUCGCGACGGCGCAGCUUUGACCGCAUGAACUCGGACGGUAAGGCGGCCAAAUCCGUAUCCUUCUCGAAGGAGGACGAAGUGCUCGAAAUCGAAUCCUGUCCCAAGGAUUCAUUAGCUCCCAGGCCCGGAUGCGCUUCCAGGAUCGGGAACUCCCGGUACGGGCACGUCUAGGUGGCGGUGGCGCUCUUAUCCAAGCCGGGAAACGUCGACCGCACUUCCCAAAAUAAACAGCCAACGGCGGUGUUGAACUCCGGGUCCUCAUCAGGAACAACUGAUGGCUUCCUCUUGCUCCCCCCAACCUGUUGUGGCAACUAAUAUGCUUCAACAAUCAACUCGGAACAUCCGUCAGGACCUGUGGAUCCGGAUGGGCAUUGCCAAGAGGCCACGGCCACUCCCUGCAACAAAAAUUACGCCAUGACCUGGGAGCAGAGUGU
This is a messenger RNA of Culex quinquefasciatus (southern house mosquito), 1126 nucleotides long. RefSeq lists its product as uncharacterized. Lineage: Eukaryota; Metazoa; Arthropoda; Insecta; Diptera; Culicidae. The coding region runs from base 360 to 863 and encodes 167 amino acids. The record is from RefSeq and is a predicted model, not a curated record. The transcript has 3 exons.